UAUCGACAUCUUGGCAUGGUAUCUUUUUUCCCAAAGUUUGUUCGAAUCCCUUUAAACACACAUUUACCUGAUUCGAGCGAGUCGGAGAGAGAUGCCCAGAUUGUUUCACCUACAUGACGAAGAGUUUCUCCUUGUCAGAGCCAUUAUAUUAAUGGUUGACAAUUUUUGAAGCUUCAUACUUGCCGAAUGUGAAAGUGUAUUACUUUACUUAACCCCGACUCACAUAAUUAUGUAAAGCGGGGAAUUCUUGUGUUAUCUAAAUUUCUAAUGAUUCCUAUUGGUAUAAGAUCUGGGAAGCUGGGAGUGGUCAUCACUUUGUUUUCCCCUCAUGGAGACUACUCCAGUGGAGAGUAAUGCACUGGUUAACGUAGAAAUGCAGCCCGAGUAUUUUGACACAUCAAUCAAUGAUGUGGAGGCACCUCCAACCAAACGCAGAAAGAAGAAGUCUAUAGUUUGGGAAUAUUUCACUAUAGAAAACAUUGGUGAAGGAGUUAGAAGAGCCUGCUGUAAACAAUGUAAGCAAUCCUUUGCUUACAGCACUGGGUCAAAAGUUGCAGGCACCAGUCAUCUAAAACGUCACAUCGCCAAGGGAGGGUGCCCAGUUUUUCUGCGUAAUCAAGAGAAUGGCCCUUCAACUCCCUUAAGUGCACCUUCCAAGAUGGGUGGCAACUCUGUGGGUCCCAACAGUGAUGCCCCUAAAAAGCGUUACAGAACUCCAAGUAUUACUUACUCUGCAUAUGACCCUGAUCGGUGCCGCCAAGAAAUGGCUCGAAUGAUCAUACUCCAUGAUUAUCCCCUUCACAUGGUCGAACAUGCAGGUUUCAUGGCAUUUGUGCAUAACCUUCAGCCAAAUUUUAACAUGGUUAACUUCAGUACGGUUCAAGGUGACUGUGUGGCAACUUAUCUUAGAGAAAAACAGACCAUUCAGAAGUUGAUUGACGGUAUGCCUGGGCGGAUUUGCCUUACACUUGACCUCUGGAACUCACACAAUACAACGGGCUAUGUUUUUGUAACGGGCCAGUUCAUUGAUAGUGAGUGGAAGAUACACAAAAAGCUACUAAAUGUUGUGAUGGAACCGUAUCCUGAGUCUGAUUCAGCUUUCAGUCAUGCAGUAUCCGCCUGUUUAUCAGAUUGGAACAUGGAGGGAAGAUUAUUCUCUCUCACCAUAAACCAUCCUUUGAGUGAAGUUGGGAUUAAUAGUCUCAGAAGUUUGCUUUCAGAGAAGAGCACGAAGAUCCUUGAUGGUCAACUGUUGCUUACUAGUUGCUUUGCUCGAUCCCUAAGCUGCAUUGCUCAAGAAGCACUGAAGGCGGGUCAAGAAACAGUUAAGAAAGUAAGAGACUGUGUGAAGUAUGUAAAAACAUCAGAAUCCUUAGAGGAGAAAUUUCUCGCCCUUAAACAACAACUUCAAGUUCUCAGCACCAAAACUUUAUCACUUGAUGAUCAGACCCAAUGGAAUACAACUUAUGAAAUGUUGGUUGCAGCUUCUGAGUUGAAGCAAGUGUUUUCCUGCUUGGAUACUUUAGAUCCUGAUUAUAGUAAAGGCCCAACUGUUGAAGAGUGGAAACUUGUGGACAAUCUUUGCAUGUAUUUGAAGCUACUUUUUAAUACUGCGAAUCUGCUAACAUCAUCAACUGUAUCCACAGCUAAUACGUUCUUUCAUGAGGCAUGGAAGCUUCAGUUGGAGCUAACCCGUGCAUCUACGAUGGAAGACCAGGCCAUCAGCACUUUGACGAAGCCAAUGCAAGAAAGUUUUAACAAAUAUUGGAAAAGUAGUUGCUUGAUGUUAGCGAUUGCAGUUGUUAUGGACCCCCGGUUUAAGAUGAAGCUAGUUGAAUUUAGCUUCACAAAGAUCUAUGGCGAUGAGGCGGCGUCCUACAUCAAGAUUGUGGAUGAAGGCAUCCAUGAACUUUUUCUAGAGUAUGUGGCACUUCCGUUGCCACUAACCCCUGCUUUUGCCGAAGAAGUAAAUGGUGAAACUGGGCACGUGAAACAAGAGGGUGGCAGAGGAUCAAACAAUGGCCUUGGACUGACGGAUUUUGAUGUUUACAUCAUGGAGAGUACAAGUCAACAGUCAAAGUCAGAGUUGGAUCAGUACUUGGAAGAGUCACUGUUGCCUAGGAUUCAUGAAUUUGAUGUUAUGGGAUGGUGGAAGCUGAACAAGGUCAAGUACCCAACCCUAUCAAAGAUGGCCCAUGAUAUCUUGACAGUUCCCGUGUCGACGGUUUCUCCUGGGUCGGUUUUUGACACAGGUAUUAAUGAGAUGGACCAUUAUCGUUGCUCUUUAAGGCCUGAGACGGUGGAGGCGCUUUUCUGUGCUAAGGACUGGAUGCACAGUGAACCGAUAGAGAGUGCUGACACUGCUGUGAAGAUGGAGUUUCCAAUUUAGCUGGCUCGGUUUGGUAGUUACCUUUCUUCUCCUUUAGAUUUUGUGCAGGUUAUGGUAAUAAAUAGGAUUGAGUAGUAGUAGUAGUAGUAUGUGUUCAGGUGUAUUUUUAGACUAAAUGUUGCAUGUGGAGAUUUGUGUUUAAAUUUGCAAGAUUCUUACCUA
Erigeron canadensis is the source of this 2551-nucleotide messenger RNA. Its product is annotated as zinc finger BED domain-containing protein DAYSLEEPER-like. The coding region runs from base 329 to 2389 and encodes 686 amino acids. The transcript is spliced from 2 exons. The record is from RefSeq and is a predicted model, not a curated record. Gene Ontology annotation, molecular function: protein dimerization activity; DNA binding. Lineage: Eukaryota; Viridiplantae; Streptophyta; Magnoliopsida; Asterales; Asteraceae.